Anguilla rostrata (American eel) is the source of this 4711-nucleotide messenger RNA. RefSeq names its product interleukin 17 receptor E-like (gene il17rel). Bases 145 to 1662 code for a protein of 505 amino acids. The transcript is spliced from 17 exons. The record is from RefSeq and is a predicted model, not a curated record. Gene Ontology annotation, molecular function: interleukin-17 receptor activity. NCBI's taxonomy places the organism in Eukaryota, Metazoa, Chordata, Actinopteri, Anguilliformes, Anguillidae.
ACCUCUCCACAGCUCUGUGGGUCACUGACUGCACAUCACUCACAAGACCGGGAACCUCAGGCCAGACCAAAACCAGGCACAACUUCACUUUGAAAAUAAUCGGAAACACCAGGGACUGGAUCAGAACACAGCUGCAGAGUGAGGAUGAGAUCUGCUUUGACACUGCUCCUCAUAGGCUGGGGUGUUCUGGCCCAAGAGAACUGGAUCCAGAGGACCAUGACGUGUGGCACGCACUGCUCUCAGGGGCUCCACUGCAACGCAAGACCCCACUUCACCCUGGCUCCCUGUAAACGAAGCCAAGCGCUAAUCAACAGCACUGUCUUACACAACCUGAAGGUCUCCACGGUGAUGAAGUGUGAAAAGAAGCAGAAUUGCUCUCUGCAUCUCAAAGUCACGGCCACUGUACAGAUCAAUGAGCUCCUGCGUGGCGUGUCCGUCUGCACGGCCUCCCCCAGCAUGCUGGAGCACUGCAGGGUCGUGACCUUCCCCAGAAAGGCCAGAGAGAGACUCGCGGGACAGCUGGUGGAGGUGCAGGACGAUUGCGUGAUUGAAGUGAGCCCCAGCCAGAAUGUUCAAGUAACGCUCAGAACAUUCCCUGACUACUGCGACACGACGCUGUCUCGAACGUACCGCGUUCAAGGCUGCGACAAUGCAGACUUAAGGAGCCAUGUCCCAUCAUGCAUCACCGGAAAGAUAGCAUACGCCGUGGACAUGGACAGACGGGAGAUAUCGGUGAGAGUCUCGGACAUGCUGGAGGACAGAAAUUACCACCUGAGGCUGUGCCACCGAUGGGACAUCUGCAGCGAGACUGAGGCCUACACGCUGCUCAGAAGGGAGGACCCCUUCAAGAAUGCCACACUUCGGUUCUUCUCUCCGCUGCCUUGUCUGUGCAUUGAGGGUUGGACAUCCAUGGUCGAUGCUCCUAGGAUUCAAGUCUGCCCGUUCAAAAACCGCACAGAGGAGCUGUGGUCAGGGGUGACCUUUGACUCAGAAAAGGGGGCGCUGUCCUGGGAACCAGGGUGUCCAGUCAAGGCAGUGAUCACACUGUGCCAGAGAGAGGGAGAGAGUGACUGCGAGGACCUGGCCAAUUCCACUCAGACCACUGGCAGAAAAAAGGUGACAUACGCUAGAGUGGAUCCACACCCAAAGCUGUGCAUGAAGUUCACUACAGAUGCAGGAUCCUGGAUUAAAUGUCCAUUUUCUGACAGGAAUUUCCUUGAAUGGGACCUAAUGAUGACAGAAGGGCAAGGCCAGCCCCAAGCCACCUUAACAUCUCGGAUCAGAACCAAGCUUUCCCUGCAAGUGUGCCAGAACGGCCAGCCCCUGGAGUGCGGAGAAAUCACCUCUGUCACUGUGGAGAAGAUGAGCCCUGUACCUGUCAAUCUAACGGGAGACAUAUGCCAGCCUGACGUCUGCAUCCGUGUAAGGAGGGCUGAUGUGCAGUUUUCCACCCAUGUUCUUCAGUGCCACUUGCAGUGCACCAGGAAUAGACAGUACCUCUGCAGGGCUGAUUGGCUAUUCGUGUCGGCCUUCACCUUUGUGACGCUAAUGAUCGUUGCAGGGCUCGCAGGAAACAUCACGCUGACAGUUUAUCAGAAGAGACAAGCAAACAGAAGACAUGCCCGCUAUCAUCAGUACGAACAUACGGCAGGUAAAUCUUAACUGACGCUUCACAGGGAGCACAGGGCAAGAGCACACUGUGGUUGACACAGGGGACCAUGUUUUUUAGUGAUUCAACCGUUCGCUGUGGUUACUCUCCUGGCUGCUGACAGGGAGGACCACGCCCAGCAGCCCACUAGGGAUCCGGAGAAACUGCCGCUCGGUUUGGACGGGUCUGUUACACUUACUGAUUCAAAUACAGGGCAUGGCCAACAGUCCCUCUCUGAGGGACCCCUGCAGGUCUCCUGAGAUUCUCUUGCGGUCGAAAGGUUAAAACCCACAUCUGAGCCAGCUUGCUGAAGGCCAUUACGGAAGGCUGAUGGUUUGCAUGUAAUAUUAGGCCUAGCCUAUGGUAAAAUUGCCAGUGUCAGAUAUGACUACGCAACCAUGACGCUCCCCGGGGUGCCUCCUGUGCUGACGUCCAUCCCUCUGGAACAAUUCGGAGAACUUUUGCCCUAGAUCCACAGCCUUGCACGCAAGGCAUCCACGAGACCGGCGACUCCCGUUCCGACACAUUUCUGGCAUUUUUUUCAGAACUCUCCCAACUUCAAAAGCCAAUUUAAAUGUGAAUUUACUGUGUGCUGACUUCUGUCCGUGGAAGUCAAGACAUUAAGUUAAGAAUUUAAAGAGGUUGACAGAAGUUGUAGCUCUGCCUGGGUUUUCCUCAUAGCAGGUGCUUUGCUGUACUACACACCUCUGCAGCCAGGUUCCCCUGUAUUCACAUGCACUUUUUUCCAUAAUGUAGCCUGCGUUUAUGUCCUCAGUUAAAAAUGCUACUACUGUAAUUCUUCUGAUAUAAUGUGAUGUAAUCUAUAAUUGAAUGGAUUAUAUAUAAUUAAUAUACAGUACCAGUCAAAAGUUUGGACACACCUACUCAGAGAAGGGGUUUUCUUUAUUUUACUAAUUUCCACAUUUUAGAAUAAUAGUCAAGUCAUCAAAACUAUGAAAUAACACAAAUGGAAUAAUACAGUGACCAAAAAAAGUAAAAAAUAUUUCACAUUCUUCAAAGUAGCCACCCUUUGCCUGGAUAACAUCUUGGCACACUAUUGGCAUUCUCUCAACCAACUUCAUGAGGUAGCCACCUGGGAUGCUUUUCCAGCAGUCUUGAAGGAGUUCCCAUAUAUGCUGAGCACUUGCUGGCUGCUUUUCCUUCCCUCUCCAGUCCAACUCAUCCCAAACCAUCUCUACUGGGUUUAGGUCAGGUGACUGUGGAGGCCAGGUCAUCUGAUGCAGCACUCCAUCACCACCCUUCUUUGUCAAAUAGCUCUUACAAAGCCUGGAGGUGUGUUUUGGGUCAUUGUCCUGUUGAAAAACAAAUGACGGCCCAACUAAGCGCAAACCAGAUGGAAUAUUGUGUCGCUGCAGAAUGCUGUGGUAGCCAUGUUGAUUAAGUGUGCCUUCAAUUCAAUGAAAACUACUUGCUGGGGAUGCAUUUCAAAAAACAUUUUUUUUUUUUUUUUUUUAAGUAAAAUUUUAGUUUUGUAAAUACAUUCAUACAUAGGCAUCAACUUCACUAUUUAUAUUUGUCUAAGAAACUAAUUUCAAGCAUUUCAGCAUAAGCCUUUAGAUCAAAAUGUCUUUAAGAUCAUGAGAAACAUACAUUCAGUCAGGUGUGUCCAAACCUUUGACUGGUACUGUAUAUAUAGAUUAAUAUAUAAAGUACAUAUGUUAUUGUGGUAUGAACAGUAUGUCAUGUUAUUUAUCUAGUGAAUAAGUGCUCCAGGAUGCAUUUUAAAGGUAAUAUUUUACGUGCUAUCCAGUACUGAGCCGGACAUUUGUCUAGGUUGGUCAUUCGGACGGAGUGUAGCACAGUGGGUAAGGAACUGGGCUUGUAACCGAAAAGUCGUAGGUUCCAUUCCCGGGUAAGGACACUGCCGUUGUACCCUUGAGCAAGGUACUUAACCGGAAUUGCUUCAGUAUAUAUCCAGCUGUAUAAAUGGAUACAAUGUAAAAUGCUAUGUAAAAGUUGUGUAAGUCGCUCUGGAUAAGAGCAUCUGCUAAAUGCCUGUAAUGUAAUGUGUUGAAUAUGCUAUUAAAACAGCAAGGAACUGAGACUUCACACUGCCAAACCCACGAUUGUUCUGAAUGUUACAUUAGACAGCUUGUUCUGUAUAUGCACUGAAAUACAUAUUAUUCUUUUUAUUUAUUGUGUUUUGAAUUGUGCCUUACUUGCUCCAUUUCAUUUCAGUCUUACUGUACUGUAUGCUUUAAACUGGGCCAGAUUAUUGUGCAUGAUGAAGGAUCUACUGCAUUGUGUAUGCUUGUUGUUGUUACAGCUGGCCUCUGGACCAAAGUUGUUGUACACUUGCAUAAUUUUAUUCCUUAAGUGUUUUAACACAAUGUAGGUUAACUCAUUGUCAUUGCUAUGUCUUUGAACUCUACACAUGGUCUAGUAUCACCAGGUGAACACACUUUCAUCACUUAGGAGCUCAUUGAUUUCACUUAUCAGUCUAUGAUUUAAUGAACUGAAAACAACAAUGUAAUAGGAACCUCUGAAUUGUUUUCAAUAUAGCUCAUUACCACAGGAUGGACAUCAGUAUCCUUGGUAAAACGUUUGAUGGCUGUGGUUAUAAUCAGCCUAUUCAAAGACAUACAUGAAAACAGUCAUUUCAAAAAAUGAUAAAAACAAACAAAGAAACAAAACAAAAAAAAAAACCCCACACAUCUCUGUCCAUCAGAGAGUCCAGUAAAGUUUGAAGUGUCCACUAUGGAGGAUGAUGGUACCGACCCCUUCUCACUAAUUGAUCUGACAGAUUAAAAGAGCAGAGACGUGAAUAUUAUCCCUCAGUAUCAUUUCUCAAAGUAAGAAUAACUACUGUCUACACUCACUGGAUUAUUUUCACUAACUGUGCCAAAGGUCUGUACAGAGUUGAGUUAAAAGGCCUGUAAAUUUCCUGCUCCUGCAACUUGGAAUGAUCUUCAAAGAUGUUUCAAAUACAGGAGCUCAUUACUUGAAAUGAAUUUCAAGCUAAGGUUAAAGGCCUGGAAUUCAUCACAGUCCAGGACUGUCAUUGUGCUUUUUACUUUAACAUUAAAAAUGUAUCACUUUAAA